Messenger RNA from Urocitellus parryii (Arctic ground squirrel), 2098 nucleotides. NCBI's taxonomy places the organism in Eukaryota, Metazoa, Chordata, Mammalia, Rodentia, Sciuridae. The record is from RefSeq and is a predicted model, not a curated record.
CCUCCUGCUUCAGCCUCCUGAGUAACUGAGAUAACAGGCAUGUACCACCACAGCUAGGGACCUUUUUCACUAUUCAUAAACCAGCAUAAUUUGGUCAAGCUCUAGUUUUCCUCUGCUUAAAAAAAAUAAACUCACUGAAUUUUUUCAGUGCCUUUGGUAACAUGCUCUCACCCUAUCAUUCAUUCACUUCAUGCAUUCAUUCAACAUACAUUUAGUGAAAGUCUUUUGUGUCAGGCACUUUUCUGGACACUGGGGAUACAGAGGUGAUCAGGACAGAGUCUCAUCUUUCCAAGUAAGCUCACUCUUCUCUGAGCUAGCCUUAUUUAACCAUAGUUAAAUUUGACCUUCCUAACCACAGUGUGAACUCUGCCAGCCAGUGUCUACUCCAGCCCACAAACAAAGGUGUAUUUUAUCUGUAUCCCUGAUGCCAUUUCCCUGCCUGUGCUGUUGGCUGUCUCUCUAGACCUACUCCAAAUCACAUCAGCCUGAAAGGCUGGUUGGCACAUGGAAAAAGUUGCAGUUAAGAGAUAAGCUAGGAGAUAUAUAAAUUCUUGCUGGCUCUGGGCUUGAUUUCUUCUCUGUACAGCACUGGUUGGAAUCUGGAAUCAGCCUGCCUAGGGCCAAAUGACUUUGGGCAAGCCAUUUAACCUCAAUUUUGGUUUUCUUUUUUUGUAAAAUAAGGAUAAAAGGGUAUCUAUCAUAUAGAGCUGUCAUGAGAAUUGAGUGAUAUAAUCCAUAUAAAAGGCCUUAGCUCAGUACCUAACAUAUUGUAAGUUAUUUAGUAAAUAAUAGCAAAUAGGCUGGGGGUAUAACUCAGUGGUAGAAUGUGUGCCUUGCAUUUGCAAGGCCUGGGGUUCAAUCCCCACAAAAAACAAGUUAGCAAACAGUAUUAUGGCAUUAUGCAACUUGACCUCCACUCCUCCUAGAGGCCUCCCUUGCUGUGUUAAUCCCUCUGGACUACUUCCUCUAAACUCUUGCUGACCUUUACAAUCAGUGACUGUGCAUUGACUAUCUUAGGUACUCUAGAUCUGCAGUAACAAACCAGCCAUGGCUGCUGCAAUGCUCCAGCCCUUCCUAGAGCAGCUGAGGCUAGCCAUCCCCAGGUGGAGUGUGCCAGGACCAGCCCAGGGCAAGACCCUCUGCACCCUUCAGGAGGAGCAGGUCAGACUAAAGAUGAGACUGCAGGAGUUGCAGCAGCUAAAAAGGGAGCUCAGGAAUUCUCCCAAAGACAAGAUUCCAUUCCCUGUACCAGAAUUCCCCUUAGUGUUCCGAGGACACACUAAGCAGGGCAGACCAGUGCCCAAGUCUUUAGUUUCCAAUCUUCGGAUCUGCUGCCCUCUGCCUGGAGGGUCUGCUCUGGUCAUUUUCGAUGACCCCAAAGUUGCUGAUCAAGUGCUUCAACAAAAGGAACAUAAGAUUGACAUGGAGGAGUGCUGGCUGCGGGUACAGGUCCAACCCUUGGAGCUACCCAUGGUGACCACUAUCCAGGUGUCUAGCCAGAGGAAUGACCAGAGGGUAUUGGUUAGUGGAUUUCCUGCUGAACUCAGGCUGAGUGAGGAGGAGCUACUGGACAAGCUGGAGAUCUUCUUUGGCAAAGCCAGGAAUGGGGGUGGGGACGUGGAGACUCGGGAACUGCUGCAAGGAAGUGUUGUGUUGGGUUUUGCUAAGGAAGAAGUGGCCCAGAACCUGUGCCGGAUUGGCCAAUUCAGAGUGCCAUUGGGAAGGCAGGAGGUUCCUCUGAGAGUCUUUCCCUAUGUGAGUGGGGAGAUCCAGAAGGCUGAGAUCAGAUCCCAGACAGUUCUCCGCUCAGUGCUGGUACUCAACAUUCCCGAUGUCCUCGAUGGCCCAGAGAUGCAUGACAUCUUAGAGAUUCACUUCCAGAAGCCCACUCGAGGGGGUGGGGAGGUGGAAGCCCUGGCAGUUGUGCCCCCAGGAAAGCAGGGCCUGGCAGUCUUCACCUCUGAGUCAGUCUAGGUUCUCCAACCAGCUGCAGUUGGGUAAGCAUAGAUCUUUACGUUUACUGACAGGGGGAAGGGAUUACACAUUGUGAACCGCUGCCAGGGAAGAGUAAAAGUGCCUACUUGGCAUGAUGUCCUUC